Molecule: messenger RNA, 1109 nt
Organism: Vigna umbellata (rice bean)
Lineage: Eukaryota; Viridiplantae; Streptophyta; Magnoliopsida; Fabales; Fabaceae
Source: RefSeq, a predicted model, not a curated record
GACGAAAGGUGGGAUGGGCGGUCGAAUUUUCUGAGUUCGGCCUGCGUUACGAGCCGAGAGGAUCAAUUAAGGGCCAACACUUGGCCGAUUUUGUAGCUGAGUUGCCCUUAGCGGUCAAUGAUGAAUGGAACCUAUACGUCGACGGCGCGUCAUGGCGGUCUGUGAGUGGGGCUAGUAUAGUGCUAGAAGGCCCGAACGGAUUCUUGCUAGAGCAUUCGUUGGUCUUCAAGUUCAAAGCCUCCAACAACCAGGCGGAGUAUGAAGCUCUGGUGGCCGGCUUGGAGCUAGCAAGGGAUAUGGGAGCUCGGAAGGUUGUGUGCCGGACCGAUUCCCAGCUUGUUGUGGGACAGAUGAAUGGUAAGUUCCAGGUGAAGGAGGAACAACUCCUCCGAUAUUUCCAUAGAUCAAUUGCCAUAACAAAAUUCUUUGAUCAGGUCAGCAUCCAGCACAUCCCUCGCGAGGAUAACACGCGGGCGGACAUGUUAUCAAAAUUAAGCUCGGGGAAAGAAAAAGGGCAGUUGACGACGAUCAUACACCACUUAUUGUUGCAACCGUCGGUCAAAUGCCUGGCGGUGUCAAAGGGUGAAGUCGGGGAUUGGCAAGCGCAGAUUCGAGCAUUAAUGGCCCAACAAAAUACCGACCAAUCGAUUAAGUCGGCGGACGCCAAGAUGAUUGUCCGCUACCUUAUGGUAGGGGACGACCUGUAUCGGAGAGGGUUCUCCACCCCUCUCCUUAAGUGUCUCGGGAAGGAAGAAGUGCAUUAUGUCAUGAACGAGCUCCAUAAUGGAAUCUGCAUAUUCCACACCGAUCGUCGAGCUCUAAAGACUCGGGUACUAUGGGUCGAAUACUACUGGCCAACCAUGGAGGAGGACACUAAGGUCUUCGCUCAGAAUUGCCUUAGCUGUCAGGCCCACGCCAACAACACGCACACACCAUCGUACACCUUGCACAACAUGACGUCACCCUGGCCGUUCGCGCAAUGGGGGAUGGACAUAGUCGGCCCGUUCCCAACAGGCUUGGCGCAUAAGAAGUUCAUCCUUGUGGCGAUCGACUACUUCACCAAAUGGGUGGAGGCUGAACCCUUGGCUGAAUCCUUAAAUAGCGAUUAA